UCCGGCGACCGUGUGGGAGGGAUAUCCGGCGCGUGUUGUGUGGGUCACGUGGUGGCGCAGCACUGACAGUCUCCUCCUACGUCUCCCGCCAUGAUGUCUGACCGGCUGCUUUCCUCUAUCUCUCCCCCCGGGCACGGGGUGCGGCGGCUGCAGCCUGGGACUGAGGCGUUGCUGAGCGGCCAGCGGCUGGGGACAGGCACCCUCUACAUCAGCGACAGCCAGUUGUCCUGGAUCAAUAGUUCUGGCCUCGGCUUUUCCUUGGAAUACCCCUCGAUCAGUCUGCAUGCCAUUUCCAGAGACACCACAGCCUUUCCUGAGGAGCAUCUCUAUGUCAUGGUGAACUCCAGGCUGGGAGGUAUGAUAGAAAAUAAUGGAAAAGAAGCAAAGAUGAAAGCAGAGGGAGAAGAGGAGAGUAGCGAUGAUGAUGAUGAUGACGAGGAGCCAAUCACAGAAAUUCGCUUUGUUCCUGAAGAUAAAUCAGAUUUAGGAGAGAUGUUCACUGCGAUGUGCGAGUGUCAGGCCCUGCACCCCGACAUUGAGGACGAGGACUCAGACGACGACUUUGAAGGAGAGGAGUAUGACGUGGAGGCACACGAACGAGGGCAAGGAGACGUCCCCAGCUUCUACACGUAUGAGGAGGGCUUAUCACGGCUCACCUCCGAAGGGCAGGCGACUCUGGAGAGGUUAGAGGGCAUGUUAGCCAACUCUAUUACUAACCAGCACACUAUGGCCGGAGUGCGGACUGAAGACUCCGCUCUGGAAUAUGAAGAUGGCAUGGAUGUGGAAGCUGUACCCGCUGUGUCCGGGCAGUUUGAGGAUGCAGAUGUUGAUCACUGAUGUCUGAUCGAAACCAGUGCAGCCGUUAACACUGACGCGUGUUAGUCCCAGCAAGUGUGACUCUUCCGGUAUCCUAUUUACUUUAGACUUGUUUUGCUUACCCAAACCAUUCCUGCUACUCAUUCCAAGGAGAAUUGUGCGUCGUGGAAACGGCCUGGGAGAAAGUAACUUUCUUUUUUAAAGCCCGGCUAAGAACUGUUCUAACGGCUGCCAUUUAUAGGCGACCAUAUACUGGUGCGGUAUUAAUUCUUUGGCGAUAUACAUCCCUGUGGGGACUACUCAUCCGAUUAGAAGUUCUAGAUUAUGCUAGAAUGUUCUGUUUACAGUAUCAUUGCUUCACUUGUUGCAAUAGGUUAUCUAGUUUUAUUUAGCCAAACAUCAAACUCUUAUUGUCUUGGAGCAUCUACAGUAAACAACAAUACUGUUAGUUGUGUGUUUAAUAGGGUAAUAAUAUGGAUUUGGGAACCUCCGGCACUUCAUAGUAGAACUGGACAAUAUUUGUAUAAGCUCCUGUUUGUUUAAUAAAAUCUAGGUUUUUGUAUCUUA
Messenger RNA from Pseudophryne corroboree (corroboree frog), 1383 nucleotides. RefSeq names its product chloride nucleotide-sensitive channel 1A (gene CLNS1A). The record is from RefSeq and is a predicted model, not a curated record. Gene Ontology annotation, cellular component: methylosome; spliceosomal complex; plasma membrane. Bases 91 to 837 code for a protein of 248 amino acids. Gene Ontology annotation, biological process: cell volume homeostasis; spliceosomal snRNP assembly; chloride transport. The transcript is spliced from 7 exons. NCBI's taxonomy places the organism in Eukaryota, Metazoa, Chordata, Amphibia, Anura, Myobatrachidae.